UAGAAACUAUGAAUACUAUUUUGGAGAUAAUUUUAAAAUAUCUUGAUGAGGGUACUAUAGAAGAGGCAGCUUGUGCCGAAAGUAUUUUAGGCGUGUUGAUCUAUAGGUUUGAAUCAUCAAUAUCUGAUGAGAAAUACAUUCAACUUUCGAGGUACUUUGAAAAGUUUAACGCUUAUAUUGCACCAAUAGAAUUUCAUUCGUGCAUUCUCCUCAAUACUUAUGAUGAGGAUCUAUUCGUUACAGGGGAAACUCUUGAUAAUUUGAUAAGUCAUUUUCUGACAACGUUUUCUACGUGCAAUUUUGACUUGUGGACAACUCGUUUUCUUUUGGCUUUAAUACAAGAAUUAUCAAAAUAUACGAGUAUGGCAGUAUUACUUUCAACUUUCGUCUUUCAAGUUAACGGUUUUGCUAAAGAGGCACUACCUGAUUUUAUAUGCUAUUUCAUUGGUCUAUCAGGAGAUGCAGGCUCGGAUAUUAUUUUAAGGGUCAUAAACGAGUAUAUUAAAUUGCAAAAUAAGACCAAAGAGUUGGUUUCACUUUUUUCGAAGGUAGUGCUUUUAGUAAGAAUGGGUGCAAAAUCUAAGAUUCCAGUAUUCGAGAAAAUGUAUCAAAAAAUAGAUUUGGAGAGCUUCUAUCGGUUGGCUGCGAAAAGCAAACAGUAUAAAACUGCUUUGCUUUUCUUUGAAGAAUUUUGCAAUAGAUCUGAAGAUCCAAACAUUUUGAGCCAUGAUUCGAAAAUAUUGUCAGAAAUCUACAACUCUAUCGACGAUGAAGACCUAAUAUAUGGAUUACCAGAGAAAACGUCAUUGGACUACACGUUAUCAAUGAUAUCACGAAGUGCAGAUGCACAAGAAAGGGUUCAAUAUAACAGUGGUCUUUUAGAUGCAAGCUUGAGUUUGCGGUCAGGUCCUCCUUACGAGAAAAACAUGUUACUGUCCAUGCUAGAUAACGGUUUUUUGGGAGCUUCGAGGUUACUUAGCAAGGGCUCCGGAUAUUCAAAUAACAAGCAAAAUUAUGAAUGGGCUUGGAAAUUGAACAAAUGGGAUAUCUCAAUCCCCAAAACUGCUAGAGGAGAGCAUGAGCACAUAUAUAAAACUUUAAAGCAAAUCCAAGAUUAUCCUAAACAAGCCCUAGACUUAUUUCAUUCUUCCCAGUUGGAAAUUUUGUUAUCCAAAGAUGAAAUUCCUAUGAAGUCCGCCAGUUCAAAGGACUUGAGAUCUAAUACCUUGGAAUGGUUCAAAACUACAGCUGUUUUAUCAGGAAUAGGAAAUAUAAUAGAAACAGACUUGCAAAUAACGAAUAUUUCGGAUUUACAAACCCAGUUCUAUAAUAAGACUUCAUGGUUUGACGACGCUGAUUUUGAUGUGUCUGAGAACAUUUUAUUAGCCAGAAGGGUUACCUUUCAGUUAUUAACAGAGAUGAAAGAUACUGACGUGGUUAAUUCAUUAUUUGCAGAGCUGGUUAACGGCCUUGCUUAUGAACUUUAUCGUUACGGUGCCCUAGCUAGACAAUCGAAGGCACUGCAAAAGAUGAUAGGCUCCACCAUUCUAUUCAAUGAAGCAAUUAAAAAAUUUCACCUUCAACUACCUGAAGAUCUUUCUCAAAGCUUAUCUAGUGUAUGUACUUAUCAAUCGGCAUGCACUCUCUGGGACCAAGGCAAAUCAGUUUCACCAGUUGCAAUGUUGAGGGAUCUUUUAUCCAAGAAACCCAUAAACCUCCCUAUUCCGAUGAUGAAUAUUGACCAAAGACUUAUUGCAGCUAAAUUAGUUCUGUGGAUGUCAGAUUCAAGGCAAGACCUGGCUUCUAACAUAAUGGACAAGUAUGUACUUUCAAUCACCGACCAGAUAGAAUCGAUGGAGAACGUCCAACAGAAAUUGUUAGUUUACCAAUUACUAGCCCACUUUUGUGAACAACAAUUCAAAUCUCAUACAACCAGAGAAAUGAUCUCCAAAAUGAAUAAAAGGGUCAAUGAAAAACAUUCCAAACUAGAGGAAAUCAAAUCACAUUUCAGGUCAGUCCCGGUUCCCACAGAGGACAAAGUGUCCAUCCAAAAAUACUAUACAAAAUUAAAAAGUGAACUAAACUCUGAUCGAGCUGAGCUCAAUUCUCUUAAUGAUAAUUCUGAUAACUUUAGGAACAAAGCUGUCCAGUUUUAUUUAAAAUCCAUUAUCAUCAAUGAUAAAUCCGGUGAAGAUUUAGAUAAAUUCAUAUCGUUUUUCUUGGAGUUUUCUCAUGCUGACGAAUUGCAAAAUCUGUUAGCAGGUGAUAUUAAUCAUAUUCCGACUUAUAAAUUGAUAGGAUGGAGCACACAACUUGUCUCAAGAAUAUCGGAUGAAUCAAUUAACUUUCAAGGUUUACUUCGGAAACUUAUUCUUAAGCUAUGCCGAGAUCAUCCAUACCAUUCUCUUUAUCAACUUUUUUCCAUGAAGAAGCAUGAAGGCGUUGCCGUCAAAGAUUCGAACACUGCUAUGGAAGCCAAGACAAACGUCGCUAAGAAAAUGCUUCAAGAUCUUUAUGCCAAUGGAUCUUCUAAAACAUACAUCAGUGAAAUAUUAAAUCCUAUAGAAAGAUUAUGCGAUGAAUCAAUUUCCCUAGCCGAGUAUAAAGGUUCAAAGGGAAGAUCUAUCAAUUUGAAGAAAGUUUCGAUUGGGUCGUAUUGGAUGGAAAACUUACCUCCAAUUCCUCCACCAACCAUUAGUUUGCCAAUAAGUCAUACCGGCUAUCGAGACGUUGUUAAAAUGAGCUAUAUGGAACCAACUCUUAGUAUUGCAAUGUCGGGUCUCAGCUUACCAAAAAUUGCAAAAUUUAGACUUUCAGAUGGAACCAUGCACAAAUGUCUUUUUAAAUCUGGUGCCGAUGAUCUUCGACAAGACUCCAUCAUGGAACAAGUUUUUGAAAAAGUCAAUGAGAUAUUUUCGACGGAUAAAGAAACAAGAAAACGGCAAUUGAAGGUUCGUACAUAUAAAGCUGUUCCCUUAGGCCCACAAGCGGGUAUAAUUGAGUUUGUCGCUAAUUCGGAAGCAUUCAUAGAAAUCAUUAAGCCUUAUCAUGCAAAAGACUCUUUAAAGAUGGAUAAGGCACGAAGCAUGAUGAAAAACUGCCAGAACGGUGGAAAAGGGGAAAGACUUAAAGUAUAUGAAAGCAUCACCAAAAAAAUUAAACCUGUUUUCAGGUAUUUCUUCUUUGACAAUUUCUUAACCCCUGAUAAGUGGUUAGCUUGCCGUACCAAAUAUACCCGAGGAAUUGCUACAACUUCUAUGGUUGGCUAUAUAUUGGGCUUGGGAGAUAGACAUUGCAACAAUAUCUUAAUUGAUACUAAUACUGGUGAGCCAGUGCAUAUCGACCUAGGGGUUGCAUUUGAUCAAGGGAAAAGAUUACCUAUACCUGAAACAGUACCGUUCAGAUUAACUCGUGAUAUUGUUGAUGGGUUCGGGGUCACCGAGACUAGAGGAGGGUUCAGUAAAUCUUGUGAACAUACCUUUAGAGUCUUGAGAUCCAACAAAGAACAUAUAUUGGCUAUUUUAGAUGUUUUACGAUGGGAUCCCUUAUAUGCUUGGACAAUCUCACCAAUAAAAAAGAAGAAAUUGCAAGAAGAGACUACUAUAGAUAGGCGGGUUGCCCCAGAAGACGAUGCAUCAGAGGCCGGGGUUGCAGUUUCAACUGUUGCAGAUAAAUUGAUUGGGGAAGGCUUGAGUGUAGAAGCAGUUGUGAGAGAGCUAAUACAAGAAGCUACAAGCCCAGAGCAAUUAGCAUUAAUUUACUGUGGAUGGUCUCCAUUCUACUAGUAUACUAUUUAAUCCUUUAUACCUUGUAAAUAGUUUAAUUAGAUUAUCAG
Messenger RNA from Hyphopichia burtonii NRRL Y-1933, 3835 nucleotides. It is a transcript of the gene TEL1, whose product is annotated as DNA-binding protein kinase. Gene Ontology annotation, cellular component: nucleus. NCBI's taxonomy places the organism in Eukaryota, Fungi, Ascomycota, Pichiomycetes, Serinales, Debaryomycetaceae. Gene Ontology annotation, molecular function: protein serine/threonine kinase activity; protein binding. The record is from RefSeq and is a predicted model, not a curated record. The transcript has a single exon. Gene Ontology annotation, biological process: negative regulation of TORC1 signaling; protein phosphorylation; telomere maintenance. Bases 9 to 3785 code for a protein of 1258 amino acids.